Phytomonas sp. Hart1 is the source of this 1197-nucleotide messenger RNA. The record is from the annotation of a GenBank genome assembly. Lineage: Eukaryota; Euglenozoa; Kinetoplastea; Trypanosomatida; Trypanosomatidae.
AUGUUCGUCGGGGUUGGCUCCCGCCGGAUUCGCGAUCUCUUCGCUGCGGCGAAGGCGCGGUCCCCUGCGUUAAUUUUUAUUGACGAGAUCGACGCCCUCGGGGGAAAGCGCUCGCGCGCCGACCACGCCUACUCGCGUAUGACCCUUAACCAACUUCUUGCCGAGAUGGACGGCUUCCAGACGAACGAGUCGGUGAUCAUUAUUGCGGCCACGAACACGCCGGAGACCCUCGACAAGGCGCUCACUCGGCCUGGACGGCUGGAUACGACGAUUACGGUAGAUCCGCCGGAUAUGAAAGGUCGUGCGGAGGUCCUUCAGAUUUAUCUGGACAAAAUAAAGGCCGACAGUUCGGUGAACGCGAUGGAGAUUGCUCGGGGGACGACGGGGUUCACGGGUGCUGAGCUGAGCAAUCUCGUGAACCUCGCCGCGAUCCGGGCCGCGGUUCUGAAUAGGCCUGUUGUGGGCAAAGAUGAGAUCGAGUACGCGCGGGAUCGGGUGAUGAUGGGGGCAGAAAGCAAGAAGGUCAUCCCCGAGAAGGAGCGGUUGAUUACUGCCUAUCAUGAGGGCGGACAUGCGCUGGCGGCGAUACUUUUGAAGGACGAGGGGGCGGAACCGGUGCAUAAGGCGACGAUUGUCCCUCGUGGGAAUGGAAUUAUGGGGUUAGUCCAACAAAUGCCGGAUCGAGAUAAAUACAGCCGAACUCGGCGAGAAUGUCUAGCCUCGUUGAAGGUGUGCGUUGCCGGGAGGAUUGGAGAGGAGGUGUUGCUUGGGAAGGAAGAUAUCACCACCGGGGCAGGGUCGGACUUCCACCAGGCUACCAACAUCGCGCGAAAUAUGGUUCGCCGCUAUGGGUUUAGUGAUGAUAUGGGAUUUAUUGACUACGAAUCCUCCGAUACUCCGGAAGGGGCUUACAUGUCCGACGAGACCAAACGGAAAAUCGAAAAAGCGGUUCAAGAACUAGUCAACAAUUCCUACGUUGAGGCCAAGAAGCUUUUGGAGAGCCAUCGGGCUGAGUUAGAUUGCAUUGUGAACUAUUUGCUAAAAUAUGAAACCCUAAGCGGUACUGACCUAGAAAAAAUUUUAAAAGGGGAGCCAAUUCCCCCACGAACAGUCGAAUCAAAGCCAGCUCCAGCGCCUCGAAACUCUUCUUCCAAUGAAUCCAGACGAGGAAAGCCGAAAACGGUUCCGAUAUCCUGA